AUAAUCGGACGAGUCAGUUAUGGAGGCAAAAUAAUAACCACAUUUCGUAAACAACCCUCAUGAUGCUACACAGAAGCUCAGAAUUUGCAGGAACAACAACAACAACGCAACAAUGGUGCACACUGCAUACGAUUCAAUCCCAAUCCUCAACGAUUGCCCUAAGAAGAUCAACGUCAUUGUAUACCACGCCUCAAACAUCCUCGUCGCUUGCUCCGACGGAUCGCUACGGAUCUACGGUCCAGAAUCCGCCAUCCGAUCUCCGUCAACCGAUCUGUUUUCUCAAACCCUAGACCUUAAGAAGGAGCAGUACGUGCUUGUACGGACCGUCAAUGGAUUCUCCAAGAAGCAGGUGUUGGCAUUGGAGGUGUUGGCGUCGUUAGGGCUUUUGCUUUCGCUGUCUGAGUCGAUUGUGUUUCAUAGGUUGCCGAAUUUGGAGACGUUGGCGGUGAUUUCCAAGGCCAAAGGAGCUAAUUUGUUCGCGUGGGAUGAUAGGAGAGGGUUCUUGUGUUUUGCUAGACAGAAGAGAGUCUGUAUUUACAAACAUAAUGGAGGGAGGGGAUUUGUGGAGGUUAAAGAAUUUGGUGUUCCGGAUACAGUGAAGUCGAUGUGUUGGUGUGGUGAGAACAUAUGUAUGGGAGUUAGAAGAGGAUACAUAAUAUGGAAUGCCACAAACGGUGUAGUGUCGGAGGUCCUUCAAUCUGGGAGGAUUGCUCCACCUUUAGUGGUGUCUCUUUCUACAUCUGGAGAAAUGAUUUUAGGGAAGGAUAAUAUAGGUGUGGUUGUGGACCAAAAUGGCAAGCUCUUUCCUGAAGGCAGAAUUUGUUGGUCUGAGGCCCCUACAGCAGUUGUCAUCCAGAAGCCAUAUGCUAUCGCCCUUUUACCAAAACACAUUGAGAUCCGGUCUCUGCGGGUCCCUUUCCCACUGAUGCAAACUAUAGUUAUACGCAACGUACGUGGUAUUCAAAAAGGAAAUAACGGAAUAAUUGUUUCCUUGGAUCAAUCUAUUUAUGGAUUGUUUCCUAUACCUCUUGGUGCACAGAUUGUACAACUGACAGCAUCUGGGAACUUUGAGGAAGCAUUGGUAUUGUGUAAGUUGCUUCCACCAGAAGAUUCAAGUCUAAGAGCCUCAAAGGAACAGUCAAUUCAUAUUAGGUAUGCACACAAUCUGUUUGAAAAUGGAAGAUAUGAGGAGGCGAUGGAUCACUUUGUGGCAUCUCAAGUAGAAAUAACGCAUGUGCUCUCUUUAUAUCCAUCUAUUGUUCUUCCCAAGUUGCCGUUGUCAGCUGACAUGGACUCUUGUCUACCGGAAUCUGAUGACAGUCCUAGACUUGAACCCAAGAAAAUGAGCCACAAUACUUUAAUGGGCCUUAUCAAAUUCUUGCUGAAAAAGAGACCCAAUAUUGUUGGAAAGGCGGCUGCUGAGAGCACAGAGGAGGUUGUUAUGGAUGCUGUUGGACAAACCUUUAUCGGUAAUGAAAGCACUCGAUUGAAGAAAUCAACCAAGGGACGAGGUAAUGUCCCUACUGAUUCAGGUGCUAGAGAGAUGGCUGCAAUACUGGACACUGCACUUUUGCAGGCGUUUCUUCUGACUGGACAGGCUGCUGCUGUAUUAGAUUUACUGAAAGGUUUUAAUUAUUGUGAUUUGAGCAUAUGUGAGGAGAUCAUGCAGAAAGGACAUCAUGAUAGUUGUUUGUUAGAGCUUUACAAAUAUAACUCAAUGCAUCGUGAAGCUCUCAAGCUUCUUCAUCAGUUGGUGGAGGAUGCCACCUCAGAUAAACCUAAAGUCGCGCACCCCCAAAAGUUCACGCCUGAGAUGAUAAUAGAAUAUCUCAAACCUCUCUGUGGGAUUGACCCAAUGCUUGUGCUGGAAUUCUCGAUGCUUGUUCUUAAAAAGUGUCCAACUCAAACUAUCGAUCUCUUUUUAUCAGGAAAUAUUCCUGCAGAUCUGGUCAAUUCUUACUUAAAACAGCAUGCCCCGAGCAUGCAGGCCACAUAUUUGGAGCACAUAAUCUCAAUAAAUGAGAACGGAAUCUCUGGGAAUCUGCAGAAUGAAAUGGUGCAAAUCUAUCUUUCAGAAGUUCUUGAUAUGUAUGCUGAUCUAACGGCUCAGAAUAAAUGGGAUGAGAAAACUUAUACCCCAUCUAGGAAGAAACUCAUAUCUGCAUUGCAGAAUAUUUCUGAAUAUAAUCCUGAGGUUUCAUUGAAGCAAAUACCGGCAGAUGCUUUAUACGAAGAACGGGCAAUUUUGUUGGGGAGAAUGAACCAACAUGAACUCGCAUUGUCCAUAUACAUUCAUAAGCUUCAUCUUCCUGAACUGGCACUAUCCUAUUGUGAUCGCUUGUAUGAAUCAGAAGUUAAUCGAAAAGCUGAGGGCAACAUAUACCUAAUUUUACUGCAAGUUUAUUUAAAUCCUCAAAGAACAAGCACAAAAAUUGAGAAAAGAGUUAAAAAAUUAGUUUCUUCACCGAGGAGUAGGGAUUCGAAGGUUGGUUGGUCAUCAAUUAAAGGUAAAGGAAGAGGGUUAGGUAAGAAAAUUGCGGAAAUUGAGGGGGCAGAAGAUAAGAGAAUGAAGGCAAGUAGCAGUGACGGUGGUAAAAGUGAUUUUGAUGAUAAUGAUGAUAUUAUUGAGGAAAAUUCAAUGGUCAUUCCUGAUGAGGUCCUUGAUGUACUGAGGAAGAGGUGGGACCGGAUUCACGGGCCGAAGGCCUUGAGACUCAUGCCUAAAGAGACUAACCUACAAAAGUUGUACCCGUUUCUUGGACCUCUCAUGAGAAAAACCAGUGAAACAUAUAGGAACUUUGCGGUGAUCAAGAGUCUGAGACAAUAUGAGAGCCUUCAGGUUAAAGACCAACUGUAUAUCAAAAGGAAAGAAGAACUGAAGAUCACAACUGAGAGCGUAUGUGCACUUUGCAACAAAAACAUAGGAACCAGUGUUUUUGCAGUGUAUCCCGACGGAAACACCAUUGUUCACUUCAUUUGCUUUCGGAACUCCCAAAAUACCAAGGCUACCAGAAAAGGAUCUUCUCUUAGGAGACGAUAAAAUCAUGUUUGCCAACUUUUAGUUGUUCUUCCAUCUUUAUUCAUGUUUCUUUAUUUAUUCAUUUUUUUUUUCCAUAAACUUGUAAA
Molecule: messenger RNA, 3126 nt
Organism: Helianthus annuus (common sunflower)
Lineage: Eukaryota; Viridiplantae; Streptophyta; Magnoliopsida; Asterales; Asteraceae
Product: vacuolar sorting protein 39
Exons: 12
Coding region: 113-3040 (975 amino acids)
Biological process (GO): vesicle-mediated transport; endosomal vesicle fusion; intracellular protein transport
Cellular component (GO): membrane; cytoplasm
Molecular function (GO): protein binding
Source: RefSeq, a predicted model, not a curated record